AUGUCUGGAGCCAACAGCUCCAGUCUGACCCCAGGAUUCUUCAUCUUGAAUGGCAUUCCUGGGCUAGAAGCUGCACACAUCUGGAUCUCCCUGCCAUUCUGCUUCAUGUACAUCGUCGCUGUCAUAGGGAACGGUGGGCUCAUCUACCUCAUUGGCCAUGAAGAAGCUCUGCAUCGGCCCAUGUACUACUUCCUGGCUCUGCUCUCAUUCACUGAUGUCACUUCAUGCACUACCACUGUACCAAAUAUGCUAUGUAUAUUCUGGUUUAACCUCAAGAAGAUUGGUUUUAGUGCUUGCUUGUUCCAGAUGUUUUUUAUACACACACUGACGGCAAUGGAGUCUGGGGUGCUUAUGCUCAUGGCCCUGGACCGCUAUGUGGCCAUCUGUUAUCCCUUACGCUAUGCCACCAUCCUCACCAACCCUGUCAUAGCGAAGGCUGGUCUUGCCACCUUCCUGAGGAGUGUGACGCUCAUCCUGCCUUUCACCUUCCUCACCAAACGCCUGCACUAUUGCCAGGACAAUCUUAUUCCUCACACCUACUGUGACCACAUGUCUGUGGCCAAGGUGUCCUGUGACAAUGUCAAGGUUAAUGCUAUUUAUGGUCUCUUGGCAGCUCUCCUAAUUGGGGGCUUUGAUAUGUUUUGUAUCUCAGUGUCUUACAUAAUGAUCUUGAAGGCAGUCGUGAGUUUGUCAUCUGCAGAUGCUCGCCACAAGGCCUUCAGCACGUGUACUUCCCACAUAUGUGCUAUAGUCAUCACAUACGUUCCGGCCUUAUUCACUAUUUUUACUCACCGUUUUGGGGGACAAAACAUUCCUCACCACGUGCAUAUCAUUAUUGCUAAUCUCUAUUUGAUGUUACCUCCUACUCUCAACCCCAUAGUUUAUGGAGUCAAGACCAAACAGAUCCGGGAAGGAGUUGUCAAAAUGUUUUUUAGGGAGAAAGAGAACUUAGUUAUGAAAUAG
Elephantulus edwardii (Cape elephant shrew) is the source of this 963-nucleotide messenger RNA. RefSeq names its product olfactory receptor 52N2-like. The transcript has a single exon. Gene Ontology annotation, biological process: G protein-coupled receptor signaling pathway. Lineage: Eukaryota; Metazoa; Chordata; Mammalia; Macroscelidea; Macroscelididae. Gene Ontology annotation, molecular function: olfactory receptor activity; G protein-coupled receptor activity. The coding region runs from base 1 to 963 and encodes 320 amino acids. The record is from RefSeq and is a predicted model, not a curated record. Gene Ontology annotation, cellular component: membrane.